UACCCUCCAGCGGCAAGCAGAAUUAAGAGAGGGGAAAUCCCACCCUCGACUCUUUGGACUUUGGAUCUCGAGACGAAGAGAAGACAGACGCCGAAGACAUGUUUAGGAACCAGUACGACACGGACGUGACGACAUGGAGCCCGGCGGGGCGUCUGUUCCAGGUGGAGUACGCCAUGGAGGCCGUCAAGCAGGGGGCCGCCGCCGUCGGCCUUCGCUCCACCUCCCACGUCGUCCUCGCCACCGUCAACAAGGCCGCCUCCGACCUCUCCUCCCAUCAGCGCAAGGUCUUCAAGAUUGACGACCACAUCGGCGUGGCCAUCGCCGGUCUCACCGCGGACGGUCGUGUUCUUUCCCGCUACCUCCGCAACGAGUGCAUCAACCACGCCUUCGUCUACGAGUCUCCCCUCCCCGUAUCCCGCCUCGUCGUCCGCCUAGCCGACAAGGCCCAGGUCUGUACACAGCGUUCUUGGAAAAGGCCCUAUGGUGUGGGUCUGCUUGUUGCUGGAUUAGAUGAAACUGGAGCUCACCUCUACUACAACUGCCCCAGUGGAAACUAUUUUGAGUACCAGGCAUUUGCGAUUGGAUCCCGCUCCCAAGCUGCAAAAACUUAUAUGGAGCGCAGAUUUGAGGCUUUCGACAACUAUUCCCGUGAUGAACUGAUCAAAGAUGCAAUUUUUGCCAUCAGGGAGACACUGCAAGGAGAAAAGUUGACCAGUUCCAUCUGCACUGUUGCUAUUGUCGGAAUCGACGAGCCAUUUCAUGUGAUUGAUCAGAAGAUAAUACAGGAAGUAAUUGAUUCAGUGGAGAUUAAAGAAGAUGCUGCUGCUGCUGCAGAUCAGGCUCCCGCACAAGAUGACGACAAGAGCUCAGAGGCUGCUCCAAUGGAUAUUUGAUCGGGACAGAUUUUAAACAGAGCGGUCGUAACUUUUGCAGUUGCAACAUUUCAUCUCUACAUGGCUCAUGCUUGAACGCAUCAUGAUGUUUAAUGUUAAACGGAACAUGUGCUUUACGAAUACCUUGCAAUUUGGUUUUGGGUUGGCAUUAGAGCUAGCUUUUGGACAAUUAGAAUAUUGGAUCAUGCUUUCAGAAGUUAAGACUAUGCUAAGGAUGUUCAUUUGGCA
Molecule: messenger RNA, 1121 nt
Organism: Musa acuminata AAA Group (dessert banana)
Lineage: Eukaryota; Viridiplantae; Streptophyta; Magnoliopsida; Zingiberales; Musaceae
Product: proteasome subunit alpha type-1
Exons: 2
Coding region: 99-893 (264 amino acids)
Biological process (GO): ubiquitin-dependent protein catabolic process; proteasomal protein catabolic process
Cellular component (GO): proteasome core complex; proteasome core complex, alpha-subunit complex
Source: RefSeq, a predicted model, not a curated record